Molecule: messenger RNA, 336 nt
Organism: Scutellospora calospora
Lineage: Eukaryota; Fungi; Glomeromycota; Glomeromycetes; Diversisporales; Gigasporaceae
Source: the annotation of a GenBank genome assembly
AUGUCUAAUUUUAUUAAAAGCUCCACAAAAUAUUUAUUAAUCCAAUUCUUAAUUUUCGAAUUCUUUACAUCCUACAUUUGCUUUGGUUUUUCACUUCUUAAAAGAUCCGCAAUUCCAUCGGAGACAUGCCCAUGUAUACCAAAUAUUAUUCAACAAGGAAUAAUUUGUAAUGAAAAUUAUAUGGAAGAAAUUGCUGAGGGUCAUCUUUUUCAAGGGUGUAGUGAAGAUGAUGAAGCAACUUUAUUUUGUGAUCAUUAUGAUGAAGAUUUCGCGCUCUCAUGUCGAAGAUCCCCACUUCGACGUUUUUUGCCAAAAUAUGUAAGAAACUCCUUUUAA